Messenger RNA from Carassius auratus (goldfish), 2264 nucleotides. RefSeq names its product oxysterol binding protein 2b (gene osbp2b). The transcript is spliced from 3 exons. Gene Ontology annotation, biological process: receptor recycling; endosome organization; retrograde transport, endosome to Golgi. Lineage: Eukaryota; Metazoa; Chordata; Actinopteri; Cypriniformes; Cyprinidae. The record is from RefSeq and is a predicted model, not a curated record. Gene Ontology annotation, cellular component: recycling endosome; trans-Golgi network; early endosome. The coding region runs from base 175 to 789 and encodes 204 amino acids.
UGAUUUCGCUCUGCUCUCGCGCCUGUGGUCGUCGCUCAUGCUUUCCAACUCGCUUGUUUUCCUCUCUCUGUCAUCGGGGAGAGAAAGAGGGGGGAGUGCGCUGUUUCUCUCUCCCUGCCCCAGACCCUCCUCCUCUGGUAGCCCGUCCAUCUCAGAAUAUCGGCGGUGAGUUUUAUGGGGAGAGUGGCCGCUCCCUGCAGCGGCCCCGGCAGGAUCGUGUCCUUUCUCACCGCAGUUCCGUGCUUAUCCUGCAAACAGCGGCGGCGGCGGCGGCGGCAUCAUCAUCAGUCUGUGGCAGUGGACCGGGGCAGGAGGAGCAUGAGCGAGCAGGGCAAGAGUGCCGCGUCCACGCCAGCGAGCGGGACACCAGCCCCGGGCUCGGACACCUACAAAGGUUGGCUCUUUAAAUGGACUAACUACAUCAAAGGUUACCAGCGCAGAUGGUUCGUGCUCAGCAACGGGCUGCUGUCCUAUUACAGGACACAGGCAGAGAUGGCCCAUACGUGCCGUGGCACCAUCAACCUGGCCACAGCGCACAUCGACACCGAAGACGCCUGCAAUAUUGUUCUGAGCAGUGGGGGGCGCACGUACCAUCUGAAAGCCAGCACAGAAGUGGAGAGGCAGAGAUGGGUCACAGCACUGGAGCUGGCCAAGGCCAAAGCCAUCCGAAUGAUGAACGAUCAGUCCGACAAUGGCUCCACAGCCCAGCUAACACACUGUUAUCAGUCUGGUAAGGUGACUGGGCUUCUUACACAGGCUUUGCAUCAUGUUUGCAGGGCUGCUGUGUAGUUCAGAGUGUUUGCAGAAAAUUGCAGGGCUCAGCUAAAAUUAUUUUCUUCUUCUGGUCCAGUCAGGAGAUCAAAUUUACUCUGGCCAUGUCAUUGGAUUUUUACUGGCCAGACCAUCAAAGUGUCUAUUUAUAUGCAACAUUAUAAGUGGACCUCAGAGAAAAGUACAAAAUGAAAAACAAAGGCAGUUCAUGAACAUUAAUUUUUUUUUUUAAUGUUAUUAAGAACUGGUAAACCAGAUAUAAUGUAUGAAUUCAUGGAUGCACUUAGUCUGAAAAAACAAUGACAUAUGAUGAUUUAUCAUUUUCAACACAUUCUAAAUUCUGAAGAAAAAAAAAGACAUGACAAAGCAUCAUCCACAUCAGCCAGCUGGCUAACAUUACCCUGAUGAUGCAUUUCAAUUAUCAGAAUUGAACAACAAUGUUCAAUAUAUAAUAGAAAAUCAAAAAGUGAAAUAUGAAUAGAAUUUUAAAUGAAGACUUGAGACUCACACAGAUCUCACACUGAGCCCUGGACUGAUUGCAUUCGGACUGGACUGGCUCAAAAAUGUUGUUUUUUUGGAUUGUUUAGUUUGUGGUAACUGCUGUGGGCCACUGCAUUGCUUCAGAUAGGUCAAAUCUCUCUUUCCACCAAAGAUAUCUUUGACCUGAACAGUGAGCUGUCACACGGAUGGUAUUACCCUUUGGCUUGAAACACUACAUACUGUAGAUCUGUUCAUGCUUCUCAUUGACUGAAUGCUGAACCAGGCUAGAUGAGAUGGUACCUCUGGGUUUCAGGACUGCACGGAGCAUGAUUUUAUUGCUUAUGUUUAUGUAACUGCUAUUAAAACUUUAGGACCUCUAGAGGACAUGUUUACAUGGACUGUAAGACUCCAGCUAUUUACUACUUUAGAACUGAGAGUUGGAUAUAUACAAUGUGAAGACAACAUUCAUUAAUCAACAACCUCAAAUGCAAAUGGCAAUAUGAAUUUUAAUAAUUUUGGGAAUGUUAGGUCUUGUUCAUAUUAUUGCAGUCUAUGUAAAUAUAGCCCGUGCCUGCUAUUUUGCAGCUCUCUCAUCUUACUUGAAAUACAAGGCACUAUUUGGUCAAAGCUGUUGAUGCAUGUGUUUAAAGAUAUGUGGUAAUUUCCUUAGAAUUCAAAAUCUCCUUCCAGGGUGUUAGAUCGGCUCUCCACACCAGACAAUAAUUAGGAUCCAGCCCCGGAUGCCAGAUCCUGUCAGAAAAUAUCAGUUUGUCCAGUAACAGAACAACUAGUCAGCAGCGCUGUUAAUACCCAAACGAUGUUAAAUAGCAAGUCUUGCCUAGUAUCCAAAAAAUAAAUAAAAAAUAAGUAUUUAACAGUCUUCUGUCAGUCAAGAAGUUGACUGAUAAAAAAGCAGAGAAAAAAACAAGGGAAAAUUAAAGCUGCAAGCAGCGAUGAACGGGCCCUCGCACCCGGGCUCACCGCCAUCGUGUGGCUUUAGUAAAAAGGUGUAC